CUCUCCAGCUAUCGCCGGAGGAAGGUGUGUGGCUGUACUCCUCCAACACAUCCGCAGUACCUUCACACUUAACAGUCCCGCUCGCCUCACCUGCUCCCCGCUCACCUGUCCCGUCGCCACUAUACCUGAGCCAGCGCCACCGACACACAGCAAGUCAGUGGCGGGCGUGUGAGUGUCCCUGAGCCAGCCACAGUAGACAACACCAGGGUAGCACAUCGCCUUAACACUAAUAGAAACCCACCAGUACACUGAAGAAGGGCAGUACGAGAAGUUGGGCAUCAAGAGGCAUGGCGCUUCACCCCUGCUACACAUAAAACAGCAUCAGGGCGGAGCAAGCAGAGGCGUGACAGGGAAGGAAAAAGGAAGGAAGGAAGGAAGGAAGAAGGGAGGGAGGGAAGGAAGGAAGGCAGCUUGAGAAAUGGAAAUAUCAUUACAGGACAUGUCUUUGAUGGAAGGUAGAGGCGAGGACGUUUCAAGUGGACAGUGAGGUGGCGGCGGUGGAAGCGGCGGUGGUGGUGGUGGUGAUAGUGGAGGCAGUUAAUGGAACUCUGCGGUGGAUGCUUCCCCAAGGCAGUACAGCAACCCAGACCCAUUAGUCCACGAGUCGCUAUGAAGGCAAGACAUUUCGCCAGGCGGUUCUCCCUUCAGCCGUCUUCAAUACUCGGCACCAACGAGACCAGCGGGCACGGGGCGGGAGGCAGCGGCAGCCCCUUCCAUGGUAGUAGUGGAGGAGGACAUGGACACAGCGCCGGUGGAGGAGGAGGAGGAGGAGGUGGAGGAGGGGGUGGAAGUAGCGGAGCCUCUGGAAGUGCAGCAGCGGGUAGCAGUGGAAGUGCAGAGACGCAUAAAUCACGGAGGUACAGAGUGGUGGUGAUGGGCGCCGCUAAGGUGGGCAAGACGGCCAUCAUUAACCAGUUCCUGUACGACACGUUCACUCCCAAGUACACCAGGACAGUGGAGGAGAUGCACCACGGGGAGUACGAGGUAGCAGGUCUCUCCCUCACGCUGGACAUCCUAGACACUUCAGGCUCCUAUGAGUUCCCAGCAAUGCGCGAGCUGUCUGUCAACACUGCCGACGCCUUCAUCCUGGUGUACGCCAUCAACGACGCGGACUCUUUCGAGGAGGUUCGACAAUUAAGAGAGUUCAUCCUGCAAACGAAGAAAACGAGCGUGCCCAUCGUGGUGGUGGGGAACAAGGCGGACCUGGAGGAGCAGCGCAUGGUACCCCUGGAGACGGCAGAGACUAUUGUCCUCGUCAACUGGGAGAACGGCUUCCUCGAGACCAGCGCCAAGGACAACCUCAAUGUGCUGCACGUGUUUAAGGAACUGCUCAAACAGGCCAAGAUAAGGUAUGCCCUCAGUCCCGCGGUCAAGAGGCGCCGCCAGUCCAUGCCUAAUGUGGGGAUGCAGAUCACGCCGGCACAGCUCACCCACCUGCAGCACCUCAAGCAGAAGAGCAGCGGGAAGCGUAACUCCUGCGUCGUCUCCUAAACAUCUCAUAUCUACGUUAUUGACCUUCAUUUGUUCCCGCUGAGUGAAUGAACUGAGAGGAAAUACGCAUGACUUUUUGAAGGGUACGUGCUAUGAAAUGAGCAUCAGAAAGCGUAACUGAGCGUCGUCUCUUAUAAAAAUACCUUCAUAUCUCUCCGUUAUUUUACUCUCGUUCUUUUCUGCUCCAGAAUUAGGGGACUAUGUGAGAAAAAAUAUAUAUAACAUGGAUUUUUAAGUGUGAUAUAAAAAAAAAUAGCGGAAUGCGUAACUUCCGCCUCGUCAUUCGUUACCCAUCCUCGUUGUUUCUGUUCCGGAGUGAAAUAUGAAAGGAGAGGUGAGGGAUGUGCACGACUUGCUGUGAAUAUUGCCAAGUGCUAAGUGAAACGAGCCGCGGGGAGCGUAACCUGCGUCUCCUCCUUGCUACUUCAACAUCUCCGCUAUCUCCAUCUCACUUUUUUCCCGGAUCCGGAAUGAGUAGUUAAAGGACGGAAGGAUAAUAUGCAUGAAUUUUUUUUUAGGGUUAUAAUGUGCUAUAAAAUGAACAGCGGGAAUCUAAAGCACUCGUUUGUUGUUGUCUUAUACAAUAUGAUCUAUAACCUAUUCAUUCUCGUAAGUAUACUAUAGUAUUGUAAUGUUUUUGUUCAUGCCUCCCAGAGUGCAAGCGCCGAUUACGACAACCAUUACAUGUGAUUCGUAUAAAGCAAUGAUCGUUAUCAUACCAAAGAGAAGAGCAGCGGGAAGUGAUACGCGAAAAUAGAAAAUAAAACUAAAAGUGUGCUAACGAAAAUGCUCCUCAUCUGCUGGUGUCUGCCGCCCAGCGGUGGAAAUAUUGUAAUGGAGAAGGAAAAAUUGUGAAAAAUGAAGUAUAGACUCGAAAAGGUUGAAAAAAUAUCAAAAUAGCAAGGAAAAAAAUAAGAGAAAAAGUAUAUAUAGAGAAAUAUGAAUACAAACUGUUGAAAAAUGUGCAAACGAAGCUGCUGAAAUAAAGAGAAAACUGAAAUCUAUCAUAGACGCGAAACCAGUGAAAAGCCAAGAAAAACACCAAACAUAACAGUUAAUAAGGCCGUGAGAAAAUAAGUGUUUUUUUUCUCCUUUACAACAAAUAAGCGGUGUAUUGGACGCAUGGAAACACUAACGAUUACAUGAAGCUAACAGAAAAAUCUAUUAAUAAAAAUCGUAGUGUGUGAUGCAUAGACUUUAUGUCCGUCUGCUUUCCGCUAUCCGUAUUAUUCAUUCUUUCUUUCUUCCUUUACAUGUUUAUGCAAGGCGAGUGUGGGGCCGGGAAAUUCUUGCAAAAAUAUGCAUUACAACGGAACCUUCUGACGAUAUAUGAGUGAUAUGACCUUUUCUUCCUAUUUUACAUUAUUCUUUUUUCUGUGUGUGUGUGUGUGUGUGUGUGUGUGUGUGUGUGUGUGUGUGUGUGUGUGUGUGUGUGUGUGUGUGUGUGUGUGUGUGUGUGUGUGUGUGUGUGUGUGUGUGUGUGUGUGAUCAUACUAGUACGAGAAAAUACCUAAGUGAAGCUCUUUACAGACACAAAAUAUUAAAAAGUGGUCCUUAUACACACUCCUUUUCUUUCUUUCUUUUUCUUUUUUUUUUUUUUGUAUUUGCGUGUCCGCGUGUGCUUAGCCAUUCUCGAACGAGUGAAAAUAAGUGAAACUCUUCGACAAAGCAGACAUACACACAGAUUCCGAAAGAUAAAGAGCAACAAGCAAAACACUGACACUUGAAACGUGACUCACCUGAGCUUCCGUGACAUUCUGGAAACCAACGUGACGCUCCUGGAAAGAAAACAGAAGAGGAAUGUUACAAGGAAUUCCUAAAUACAACUUUACACUAAUAUAAAAAAAAAAAGAAAAAUAUAUAAAGACAAAUUUUUGAAUGCAUUAAACUUAAGAAAAAAGUAAAUAAAUAAACAAAACACUACAAUACAAAGAAAAAUGUUACAGGAAACUAAAUAAAUCUUAACAUGAAACUACGAAACUCUGAACAGAAAAAAUGACGAAAAAAAAAAAAAAUAUUACAACAACCUCUUCAGCAAAACUAUCCAUGAAAAAAAGAACUGCAAUAUUUGACAUCAACACGAACACUCGACUGAAAGCAAAAAUAAUGUAUAUGUUAAUGUGCUGCAGAGUACUCUAAACUUUUGGAAUAAUAUGCAGAACUCUUUGAAAUACAGACACACACACACACACACACACACACACACACACACACACACACACACACACACACACACACACUCGGAGCCACAACGCGUAAACGUGAACCAGAUGCCAGUGAAAAUGUACCGUGCCAGAGAAGUGAGAAGGGGAAACUCUUGGAAAACAUAACACAUGAAGCAAAGAUUUCGUUUUCUUUCUGUGCGCGUGAAACAAAACAUCAACAAUCGUAACUCUUCUAUGGCUGGUAUAUAGACAACACUUUCUCUCAGUUCCUUUCUCGCUUCUCCCAUUUUUUUUUUUUUUUCCUCCCUUCCUCUCUUUCCUUCUUUCCUCCAUUUGUCUCUCCAUUUGUCACUGCAGCCUUCGUUUCUGUCCUCCUGUCGCUGGGGCUGUCAAGACUACCGAUCACCACCACCACCACCACCACCACCACCAACAACAACAACAACAACAACAACAAAUAUAGCAACAACAAGAUGAAGAACACAACGGCGGUAGAAAGUAACACACACACACACACACACACACACACACACACACACACACACACACACACACACACACACACACACAUGAAGAACACACACACGGCGAUCUAUUAGUGAAGAGGUACACGGUGUUGUCCAAGCUAUGGCUUAUGAGACACAGGAAAGUACGGACAAGGGUAAAAAAAAAAAAAAAGGAAAGAUAAACCUACAAUAUAUUCAUUUUAAAAUCAGGGUUCUUUUUCAUCAUUAAUAUUACCAUUGCUGAAGAUGCAAAAUAUAAGACUAAAAAUUCUAAAACAAUAAAUAAAUAAAUAAAUUUGUUAAUCAAUAUAUUGAUAGAAAAAUUUAAUAGGUAAAUAAAUAAAUAAAUCUAUAACGUUUAAAAAUGUAAGCAAUCUUUAAAUAUAUCUUCAAAAAUUUGUCACAAUAUUGCCAAUUAUAAAACAAUGCAGAGAAGUACAACAUUCAAGGAGAAACACGAAAUUCCUUAAGAAAAUAUGCAAAACCAUUCGCAAAUCCACGAAUUGAUACAAAAAGAACAUAGAUUUUAUCAUAGCAUAAUGUGUACCUUUGCAAUCGCUCUCCCUUAAAUAUAACUCAAAAUAAAAUUAAA
Molecule: messenger RNA, 4754 nt
Organism: Portunus trituberculatus (swimming crab)
Lineage: Eukaryota; Metazoa; Arthropoda; Malacostraca; Decapoda; Portunidae
Product: ras-related protein Rap-1b-like
Exons: 9
Coding region: 541-1491 (316 amino acids)
Molecular function (GO): GTP binding; GTPase activity
Source: RefSeq, a predicted model, not a curated record